UAGAAGUUUGAAUGUUGUUGUUAGUGGUGUUCAGUGCGUGGUUUAGUAUAAAGAAUCAUUAAUGACAGCUUAAGUGAUAUUGAAUUAUAGAGUGUUAAUUAAGAAUUUAUGUUAGGAGACCUAAAUAUUUACGUUAAAUCUGAGCUCGAGAUCGGAAAUUGUGAUUUGGACAGUGGACGGCAGCGUUCAAAGAAUAAGAUCCAAAUUUCUUUGACUGAAAGCUACAAGGAUACUUUUUGCAAAACUGCUGACUGUACUUACACGGAGAUCAUUAUACUGGAGCCUGCGUCUUCUGUAAGAGGCUUGAUGCAGUCACUGAGGCUGUGGAUUGCAUCCGCCGCUCGCUUGUAAUUCCGAUGUUCGGAGUGUUCCUGAUCUCCAGUAAUCCUAAUUGACCGCUCGUCGGAUCUUCUCACCUACGUUUCAAGAUUUAAUGUUUCUGCAGUUCAUUCCUCGAUCCAGUUCAACAAUACCACCUACAUGGCAGAAGAAGGAUUCUACCUUCGUUCCUCUUCAUGGAGCGCGUAAAGUGAAGUGGCUGACGUGCCUGUCUGUAGGACUGCCAUGAACCAAUACUACUAUUUUAUCGACAUAUGUAAAGACGCUAUUUAGAAUCUGUGGUGUGCAUCGAACAGUACUAAAGUAUCCCAGGGGAUUCAGAAUAGAAUGAAAUGCCAACAGGUUUUUGCAACAAAACAUUGUUUGUGAAAUAAUGUCUGCAAACCAUUCUCUGGAAAUCUGUGAAGUGCCAACUGAGACCGUAUUCCGUGGUAACGAUGACGUACUCGGACAGGAACAGCUGACAGCCCCGGUACCCGCUCAAGGUGCUGAUGGAGGGGUUCAGUUGUGCUCAUUAUUAGGUACCCCUGUUCCUAAAGAACCUUCCAGAAGCUCAAAUAAUGUGAUAGUUGAACGUUUGCCAAACAUAGUGAGGAAGUUCACUGUCCUCAAACCUUUACCUGAGCGUCAGCCCAUCCCACCACCACGCGAACGUAAUGUAGUGGUCAAGAGCAUAAAACUGACGACUGAGUCUUAUCCUGGCUCUUGGUCUGGGAGCAAAAAACGUGUCAAGGAACUCACCUUAAAGACAGACACAGAAAAUUUGCCGAAACAAAAGGAAGAGCAUCCUGUGAUACAGGAAAGUGAACAGACACAACCUGAUAUUUUUAAGCCUGUGAAGAAGGACACAGAUAUUGAUGGCGGUAAUGAAAAGAAUCUUUCUGCAUUGUCAUUACAUGACAGUCAAGCUAAGAAGGAAUACGUGAAACUUCAGAUACAGAAACGUAAGCAGCAACGGAUUCAAGAGAAGUUUAAAAAACAAGAACAAGAGGAAACAAAACAAAAGAAUCUAAAGGAACUUAAAGAUAAACAGUUAAGACUGUUGCAAAGUAAUAUCAGGAGAGCAAGGCGGAGGCAGCUACAAAUACAGCAGCAUCAGGAGCUGGAAAAUGUAACAACUUCUGAAGGGCAAUGUAACCAAGAGACUAGGGAAGAAAUGAAACCUGACAGGCAACAUAUUAAUACAGUUAUGACUGAAGCUAAAGAAAAUGAUGAUAUAAAUGUUAAAUUGAAAAAUAUGGCAGUAGCAUUACAGAAGGAACUCAAAGAAUUUGGUCAUUGGAAAAAUAAAGAAGAUGAAGAGGAAAUCUUGAGUCACAUGACAAGUUUCACUCUGCGAAGUAAAGUGACAGCUUCUGAAGGCCACUGCUACCAAGAGUCUAGUGAAGAAAUGAAAUCUGACAAUCAGCAUGUUGAUACAGUUAUGGCUGAAGCUGAAGAAAAUUAUAUUAAUAUUAAUUUAAAAAAUAUGGGAGCAACUCUGCAGAAGGAACUCAAGGAAUUUGGUCAUUUGAAAAAUAAAGAAUAUAAGGUGGAAACUCCAAGGCACAUGACAGAUGUCACCCUGAGUAGUAAGGACACAAAGAGUUCUCCAGAAUGGCCACCUCCUCGUCUUCGUGGUUUAGUUGGUAAGUUUGAGCAGUUAAAAAGUGCAAGCCCUCAAAAGGAGUGUGAUAAUCAGAUUCCUCUAAAUGCUGAUAAUACAGAAGCAUUGUCUGGUGGUUUGAGUUUGGAACCAGUGGUUCUGUCACUUAUGACGGAAGAUUCAACAUUUCAUCAUCGUAAUUCAUUCCAGCCUUAUUGUCGAGAGAAACAGACCUUGUCUGGAGUGAAGAAGGGUGUUACCAAGACACUGAAAGAAUAUAUUGAAGGAACAAAGAGCAGACAUUUGGCAGCUACAAAAAUUCAAGCUGCUUUUCGUGGUUUUCUAGUACGAAAAAUGUUGAAGAUGGAUAACAAAAUACAACUGAAAAAUAAUGAUUAUGUAAAUAUUGAAACUGUUGAUGAUUUCCUAACUAAAUAUCAUCCUGUAAGGACAGAUGAAGUCAAAAAAAUUGGAUCUACAUCUGCAAAACAUAAACAGUUCAGAAGCUCUGACCCUCAGCAAGUUGAUAUACUAGUGAAGAAAGAGGUGGCCAAAAUAUUGAAGGAUAUGCAUUUGAAGAUUUCUGUUGAUUCUAAGAGUAAAUUGGAGUCUCCAACAGACAUUCAGCCUAAGGUGCCAAUUACAAUAAAGGACCAUGUUAAACCAAAAAAGAAUGAUGUAAAGAAACUUGAUGUAAUGGUGAAAAAGGAGGUGACUAAAACUUUGAAGGAAUUUAUGGAGACUGGAAAGAAGCGAGAAUUUGCAGCCACAAAGAUACAAGCUGCCUUUCGAGGUUACCAAGCACGGAAGUUUCAUAACAUGAAGACAAAAAUGACCAAUAAAGCCUCUAGAACAAAGGCUGAAGACACAGUGCCAUUAAAUGGAAUGGCUAUCAGUGUCACAAGAGAUACAAAAUCACAAGAUGGUGACAGAUAUUUGAAGGCAGCUGAGUUCCCUCCUUCCUCUCUAACAGUUGAUGACCCAUUAUCAGAGUGGUUGAAACCAUCGUAUGUUGAACCGUGUCCUUAUAACAUGAUGACUGCAAUUCAGAAUACCAUUUUCUCAAAAUCUGGACCAAGGCAGCCAUACUGGGUGCAAGCAAAUCAUGAACAUAUAAAAGAACAAUCAGAAACACAACAAACAAAUAUGACCCUUGAGUUAGGGCUGGCACUGCCAGUUAUAGAUGCUUCAAAGGAGAAGACUAAGAAGCAGCUGACAGACCCUCAACUUAUCCACAAAGAGGAUGACUCAUACCUUACCACUGAUGAUGAGAGCAUGCGGUAUGAAGAUGGCUUGUCAGUGAACUCCUCAGCCCUCGAGGCUGAGCACCACUCUAGCUCAGAUGAGAGUAGAGUGAGAUGGAAGAAACGUCUGAAUGUUAAGUCACCCCAGGAAGUUUUGCCUAGUAGAGUUGAGCCAGUGCACUGGAGUAAAUCAGACUCAGAAAUUAUUAUUAGACCUUCCUUUUCUAUGAAGAACUGUGAAAAAAUUAACAUGGGAAGAAACAUGAGAUCUUUUUCUUCUGCUGGGAGACCAGCAGUUAUGCCAAAGAAAUUCAAAUAUAGACAUUAUGGAUUGAUUGCACCUAAUGUGGAAUUAAGGCGUAAGAAUGAAAGAAUUGCAGCAAUACCAGCCAACUCUUCUUGCCAGGCAGAGAACUCUGGCUCAGACACAUGGGAUAGUCAUACUGUUCAGCGGCAACAUGUAGAUCAGGUUCCUUCCUCUACUGGCAUUGUACAUAAAGCCUACAGGAAGGGAAAUAAUUCUUUUAGAGAUAUCAGUGUCUUCAGACACACAGACAAAAGGCAAGAUGAUGGAAUCAUCCAUAAUGAGCAACUGUAUACAAAUUCAGGGAACAAGCAGAAGGAGAACAUAAAGGAUUUUCAGAAUAAAAUGAGAUCUGAUGUUAAGGAUCAAGAUGAAGAAAAGAUUGAUCCUCAUCUUGGCAAGCCCUCAAGGCCGGAUGUCACUCAUGCUAGAGGUAUAGCUGAUAUCAUAGAAACUGGAAGAAUGCUUCAUCCAUCUGCUCUCCACCUGCAGUUCCAAGCAGAAAUGAAUCGGCUAGAUUCUGUGGAGGAAUCCAGGCAACGUCUGACAGAAAUUGAAGCUAUUAUUGCCCAGAAUAUGCAGACUAAGCAAGAAAGUGAGAGAAAGCAACAGGCACACUGCAGCGUGAAAACAUCUACGGAAGGAAAACAAGUGCAAGCAAAAUCCACCAUUCAGAUUCCCAAAUCCGAUGUUCAGACACAAGUACCUGACAGAGGUCAUCAGUUGGUGCAGUUAAUGCCAAAAGAUCAGGACCAAGUGGAAGGUACAGACAUUCAUGACCCUGCCAACCAAGUUCCUAUUGCAAGCACAUCAAAUGACAUUUUAAAAACUGUGCCUUCACAUGUUGUAGUUGAACAGUUGUUACAGGAAGCUGAAUAUACCGGAAGAAUUGUUACUCUGAAGAAUAAUGUAACGGAUGAAGCACUGGUUGGAAGAAGAGAGCAUCUGAUGAAAGAAUUAAAUGUAAAAUAUGAAAAAUGUGAUAUUAAACAUAAAGAAAUCGUGAAAAGAAUUGAAAGAGAGGAUAAUGGACAGUUAAAUAGGAUAUUACAGAGAAAGUUUACUCCAACCUCAAGUCAGUCCAUUGAGAGUGUGCCUACACCUCAGAUUAAUGAGCCAACCACCCAAAUCAAGGAUAUCAGUUCAGUACUAGCAACAGACUAUAAGCGAUUGAACCACCAUGCUGAAGUCGUUGUAGAACAAGACAGCAAUGCAUCAGAAUCUUUGCUACGGGCCCAGCAAAAGUUUGUAAAUGUAAACUACAAGCGUGGCUCAGAAAUUCCAGUAGAGGUCCUCGCAAGUAUUGGGAAGGAGGUAGCAGACUUGGAGAGAACAGUAGAUGAUAACAUAGGGGAUAUCACUCCUGAACAGUCCUUCCAGACUAUAAGUGAGGGAAUUUCAGAAGAAGAUGUUUCAGUAGUGAAAACGAGGAAUAAGGAAGUACACGAUUUAAGUUUCUCACGGACAUCAAGUUUUUCAGAAGUGUUCAUUAAUGAGGUUGAUCACAUUGAAAAAAUCUCAAGAAUCAGGGAAUCAUUACAUAAGAUUGAUAGAUUAAUCCAUGAAGAAAAAGAAUCUGCUCAGAAGCAUGUUGAUUUACUGAAUGAAAAGUUCAAACUUCUCAAAGAAAAGACUAGAGCAGAUAUGAAAUUACUACUGGUAGAAAUACGUGAACACAGGAAAAAGGGCAAAGAACACCUUGUUCCUGCAUUGAAAAAGAAGCAGUUGUCAUUAUUACAUAACCUUGAACAAGCUAGGCAAGAGAGUAGAAGCGAGUAUGACAAGCUGCUGAAAGCAACAGUCAGAAGAAAAUUGGCCCUUAGACAGCAGAAGACUUUAAUAAAAUCCUACCUGAAAUCUGUCCAGCUAAGAGGAAGAAACUUUCAAGAGGACCAUGGAAGUACUAGUGAAUUGAAUGGUGAGAAUCAUAAAAUGUCAAGUGCCAGUGCUAUAAGAGACGUGUCAAUGCCAUCACUUGAGGAAGAGGUGUUAGAAAUGGUUCCUAAAUCAGAAUCUUUGGAAUUUUCUGUGGCAACACUGCCAUACAUAGCAGCUGCAGUGGAUCAUGUGAUUUCUUCUGAUGACACUAAUAUAAUAGCCACUGAUACAUCACCAAAACAAGUAUACUCAGAAAACUCUGAAGAGAAAUUUAAUGCCUUUGAGAAAGCAACAGACUCUCUUCCACAGACAGAAGCUGGGACUGAACUAAGUGAUUUAGAGAACCGGGUUAGAAGUCUUCGUGAACAACUUCAUAAGAAGAAGACUGAGGCAGAAAAACUUUGGAAGGAGCAGCAGAAGAAAAAGAAGGAACAACUGAGAAUGAAGGAGCAGUCACUCUUGAAGCAGAUUAAAGCUUAUGAUGCAUACAUUGAUGAAAUUAAGAAAGAGCUUGAAGACAAAAUAGAGUAUUCAGCUGAUAUAUCUCUCCCUACUGAGAAAUUGGACAUUCAUGGCUGUAAUGAACAUGAUUCAGGUUCAGUUGGUGAUUCAACUGUUCUAUCAUCAAGGAAGAAAUUUUUCAACCAAAAACAGGACAAACAUGAAGAAAACUCAGGCAAUUCUGAGCUGAACUCAGGAAGUGGUUCUCUGCCCCUAUCCACCAGUGCAUUGAAGAAUCAAGGACAUAAAAUCUUAAGUGAUGAUACAAAUGCAAGCUUACAGCUCAAAGAAACUUCACAAGUGUUAACAGAUGAGAGUCAAAUUGAAAAUUCAAAGGCAGGAACUGUUUCAUGUAGUUCUAUAAGUAGUUUGGUGAAAGAGAGUUCCCUGGAAGAUGAGAAAGGGCUGGAAGAAAUAUCAGAAGAAUUAGAACAAUCUGAAAUAGUGUCUGUGUUAGAAGAAGACAUCCAAGAGGAGGAGGAGAGAUAUUCAGAAUUAAAUUCCAUAGUUCACAACCAGAAUUCAGGAACAACCAUUAAUGAAUUACUUUAUGAGAAGCCUGAAGCAGAAGCUGUUAUCCAGGAACUCAUAGUUUCAAAACAACAGUUAUCAGUUCAGGAAAUUGAAUCUGCAGAGGAAGUGGAAUCAAUUCCAGAAGAAGUAACUGAGCAUAUAACAGAAGUAGAGGAGCAUAGAGACCAAAGUGAAACUUUUAAGCAGGACUUGCAGGAUGCUAGGCACCAGUCAGAUUCCCUCCUUGACCACAGUGAAGAAGGAGCUUUUAUUUCUAAUGUUGUUGGCUCACUGAAAAACUCUGUGGAGUCUGGUACCUACAGUGUACUUCAAUGUGAAGAAAGUGGUGAUGUUAAAAAAGAUAUUCUGCAAGUAGAAGAAGAAAUAGAAAACAUUCCUGAAACAGAUGGAGGAAUUUCACAUUCUGAAGAAAACAUUCUGAAAGUAGAGGAAUCUGAUAGCCUAAAUGUUGUUUCAGCAUUUGCUGAAAUUUUGUUUCAGAAAGGGUUUCCGGAGACUGAAAGUAACUGUGAUGACAAUAAAGUGAAAGAAAAAGCUGAUGAAAAAAUGUCUGAAAAGGUAGAAAAAAUUACUGCUGCAAUUUUUCAGAAACUUAUAGAUGAGUCUUUGAAGACUCUUUGUAAAAAGAAUACAAAGUAUAAUAACUAUAUCUUGGAACAGUUUCACAGAAAUGAAGGUCAGAGUCUGAGGAUAGAAGAAAUGGGAAAAGAUGCAGGUUUGAUCGAUCAGACUGCGAUUAAGAAUUGUGAGAAUUAUAAAUUUAUGACUACAGGCAAGUUAAAUAAACAAAAUGAAGAUAAGAAUGUCGACAGAGUUGACAAUAUUACCAAUGCAAUCCUUGAACAACUUCUCAUAGAAUCUUCAGCCUUUAUUUAUUCUAAAACAUCUAAAAUAGAUGGUCGUGGAAACAUACAUGAAGACUCAGCAAGUGCAUGUGAAGAAGAGGCAAGCAUUAGAGAUGAUGCAAUUGCAGGACCUCGAGACAGAAGUGGCAUAAACAUUAGGAAACGGGUCAAUGAAAUACUCGCAGAAACAUCAGGCUGUCUGUCAACCCCGAAGGAGAAAACAAGGCCUCAGGAUUUCAUGAUUACCACCUAUGAUGUCUUGUCACCAGAGGAAACACCCCUGCCAGGUAAACAUACCAUGUGUUCAAUAUACUGUUGA
Cryptotermes secundus is the source of this 7549-nucleotide messenger RNA. RefSeq names its product centrosome-associated protein 350. The coding region runs from base 713 to 7549 and encodes 2278 amino acids. The transcript is spliced from 29 exons. Gene Ontology annotation, cellular component: centrosome. Lineage: Eukaryota; Metazoa; Arthropoda; Insecta; Blattodea; Kalotermitidae. The record is from RefSeq and is a predicted model, not a curated record. Gene Ontology annotation, biological process: microtubule anchoring. Gene Ontology annotation, molecular function: microtubule binding.